Molecule: messenger RNA, 954 nt
Organism: Colletotrichum lupini
Lineage: Eukaryota; Fungi; Ascomycota; Sordariomycetes; Glomerellales; Glomerellaceae
Product: abscisic acid ABA receptor
Exons: 5
Coding region: 1-954 (317 amino acids)
Biological process (GO): carbohydrate metabolic process; peptide modification
Cellular component (GO): plasma membrane
Source: RefSeq, a predicted model, not a curated record
AUGAGUCUCAUCCCAAAAUUAGAAUCCAGAGUCAGUCACUCCAACAUUGGGCAGCCGCAUAUAUCGCGGCCGAGCGUGAAGCGGGAGAUUCAGCGCCUUGCGCCAAAGCUACGAGAAGUGCUAGAAAGGCUUGCCGACGAAGACGACCAUCCAUAUGAGCUGCUUUUCGGCUAUGCUGGUAUCUUGUACAUGAUCCGCGCCGUCGAGUCCGCGAGACCGGGAACGGCAAGUCAACUUAACACCGCUAAAGUCCGAAUCGUCGAAAAGACACUUGGCGCAGGGCCCUUAUGGACGUGGCGCGGGAAGCGCUAUAUCGGUGCCGUCCACGGUGACAUUGGCAUCUUGACCCAACUCAUACUGACAGACCCGAAGCUUGCGGAGAACCCGAUUAUCCUGGGCUCACUUAAGCGGAUGCUUGAAGUACAGCGAGAAAAUGGUAAUUGGGAGACGAAAGACGACCCAGGUAAUACCAUCUACGAGGGUCUUACUCAAUUCUGCCAUGGAGCGCCUGGGUUUGUUCUCUCGCUCGUGCACCUUGAGAAGUUCUUCCCAGACUUGAAGGAAAAAAUUGGCAAAGCUCUUCAGCUUGGCAGAGAGUUCAUCUGGAAGGAAGGCCUUUUGCGUAAAGAGCCUUGUCUGUGUCACGGAGCACUCGGUAAUUCUCUGGCUUUUCCGCCGGGGAAAGAACGGGACCACUUCCUGGCUUGGUCGCUGCCGUCCAAAGUUGCGGAAGAGCGCGAGCGGGACAGGACGCUUUUCGCACCUGAGGACGGGGCGCGCCUGGCAACGUUCUUCGACUACCUGCCUAGCGCAGCUUGGACAUACAUGGUUUGCGGAGAGGAAAUUCCCGGGUUCAUUCUCUACACUGAUGUUAAGAUUUCUCAGCCUCAGUCGUUGCACACUUCAUGUAAGGUUGCUGUAGAGGAGAUUUUGGUUGCGACUGAACUUUGUUAA